GUGGGAGGGGAGCAUCCGCCCACAAAAGCCACAGCAAUUUUAGUGUGCCUCAAAUGCAAUUGUGCAUCAAAAAAGUGAACAAUUGGAAUUUCGGGAAAUGUCGUGAGUGAAUUCCGCCGAAUAAUCUCAUACAAAUACUUCCGGGACAGAUAAAAAAGAGAGCGAAAUAGCCCAGGCAUGAUGGUUUGGCAUUCAUAGAUAUUUAAAUGGAAGUGGGUGGGCCCUCGCGCAGACGGAGAUCUCUGACAGACCUGCACAUAUAUCCGCGGAGGAAUAUUAUUUAAUUCCGGAUCUAACAGCACAGAUAGGCCCGGUUUCAACGCACACGGGACCGCCGCUGUUCAACCCGACCCGCUCGGACUCGCUUGGCAUUUUGUGCUCCGUUAUUGAAGGGUGUUUUUGCAUUGGCACCGCCCUUCCUGGCGGGGUGGGUCCGUGCGUCAGAGCUGCGCCACAGUCUGCGGCCGCUGGAGAAAAUAGGCCGUCCUUCUGCUGGGCUGUUGCCUGCCUUCUGCCUGCCUUCCACGGCGUCCGGCCUUUUUUCUCUUAAACAACUCCUCUCCGGGUUUUAUUAAUGCGGAAUGAGUGAUCAAAAGAAGGAAGCCAUGGCCACAGAUGGGGGGAAAGCCAGUGGAGGUGAAGGGGGUACGAAAGGGAAAAGUUCUGGAUCACAGGAUGCACAACCGUCUCCUCUCGCUUUACUCGCAGCGACGUGCAGUAAAAUAGGAGGUGUUGGCAGCGAGGGUCAGGCGGCCACACAACAGCAGAUAAUAAUCGACCCGAACCAGGGUCUGCUUCAACUCCAGAACCCCACGCAGCAGCUCGAGCUGGUUCCUGCACAGCUAACAGGAAACGGCUGGCAGAUCAUAGCCACUUCCCCUGCAACUGCAACCAAGGACAACGUUCAGCAGGCUGGUACUAACGUGGCCACCAAUGAAGGCGGCGCGGGGCGGAAGGUCAAGGCGGUCGGCUCGAAUAACUCACCUGCUGGACAGCAACAGCAACAGUUUCAAAUCAUCCAGGUGCAGAACUUGCCGAACUCAUCGGGCGGGAUUCAGUACCAGGUCAUCCCGCACCUUCAGACCGCAGAUGGACAGCAGAUCCAAAUAAGCCCCAGUAACCCCGCAGCUUUAAGUGUUCAGCAACAGAUCCAGCUCAUUCCCACCGGAAACAACCAAGCCAUUUUGGCUACGCCCCAAAGGACGGGAUCGACCAGCAUCGUCACUCAAAACCAGACGAUUCCGCUUCAAAUCAGGCCAUCGUUUCCUCUGCAACUGCAAACCAUUCAGGGUACGCAAACGCCUAUGGUGACCACGUUACCCAUAAACCUCGGCGGCGUGACUUUGGCUCUUCCGGUUAUCAAUAACGUAGCGGGAGGGGGAGGUUCAGUUCAACUGGUCCAAUCAGCUGACGGAAGUAUUUCCAAUGGAAACCAGCUGAUAACGACGACUGUCACUAGCACAGGAGAAUCCACCGGCGUUUCAACUUGCACGACGACUGCGACGGGCACCGAUUCCGUCGUCGUGACCUCUACGGAUGGCACGACGUUAUCUACAGCAUCCGUCGGAGCUGCUGAAAGCCAGAAGGACGGUCAGUCGGGCGAGACAGACGCACAGAACUUGGCUCAGUCCAACGGCCUCCAACCUGCAUCCGAUCAGGCUGGCCAAAUCCAGCAAUUCCAAAUUGUGGGCCAUCCGGUUCUCCAGCAGAUCCAGAUCCAGUCGCCCCAGCAGCAGAUGGUCCAGGGCUCCAUACAGAUCCAGCCCGGACAGACUUUACAACCGGUUCAGCAGAACCUCCAGCUUCAGGCCUUCCAGAACCCGACGCAGGUUCUGAUCCGGACGCCCACGCUCACCCCCUCAGGGCAGAUCAGCUGGCAGACCGUCCAGGUCCAGAAUGCAGGCAUGCCCCAGCAGCUGACGCUCGCCCCCGUGGCAUCGAACGCAAGUGGCGGGACCUUCACUCAGAUCGCCCCACUGACGCUCGGAGGGUCGCCCAUCACGCUCACCGCAGCCCAGCUGCCCUCUGGGACUGGAGUGCAGACAGUGAACAUUGCAGGUUUAGGGACGGCUGGAGUCCAGGUGCAGGGCGUCCCGCUCACCAUCACCGGUGUGCAAGGUCAGCAGCAGGGUCAAGAGGGGGUCAAAGUUCAGUCCACCCCAGUGACGGUCACUGUUGGCAACAUCAGCAGCACGACCCUGAACGCAGUAAGCCCAGACCAGAUGGGGCAGGUCCAAAGCCCGUCUGACCAGGAAGGUCAACCUAGCAAGAGGCUGCGCAGGGUGGCCUGUUCCUGCCCCAACUGCAGGGAUGGAGAGGGGAGAAACAACAGUGACCCCUCAAAGAAGAAACAGCACGUGUGUCAUAUGGAGGGUUGCGGGAAGGUUUACGGAAAAACGUCUCACCUGAGGGCUCACCUGCGCUGGCAUACGGGAGAGAGGCCGUUCGUCUGCAACUGGAUCUUCUGCGGGAAACGCUUCACCAGGAGCGACGAGCUACAGCGGCAUCGCAGGACGCAUACAGGUGAAAAGAGGUUUGAGUGUCCGGAAUGUUCCAAGAGGUUCAUGCGCAGCGACCACCUGUCAAAGCACAUCAAAACCCACCAGAACAAAAAAGGUGGGGCGGCACUUACCAUCAUCACCACAGAUGAAAUGGAGGAAGAGGUGGACGAGGUCCUGGGCUCGCCGAGGAUCGUCACCGUGGCGUCACUCUCGCAGGAUUCGAAUCCGGCCACGCCCACGACUUCAAACAAUUUAGAGGAGGAGUUUGAGUAGUUUUCCCUCCAAAUAUUAUCGGCUAAGAGCACCACGAUAUUGUUUGUUCUUCUGUUUAUAUGUUGAUUUGUUUAUGUUCUUCAUUCUUUUUCUAUUGACAAUGGACAGCUGUUUGAGCGUACUCGAUUUUUCAUAUGGAAAUUUAAUACUAUCAGAUAUUAUGACAAAGAAUAAUCUAAAGGAAAUAUGGAAAUAGUAUGAGCUGUUAAGAGACAUAACAUGCGCGUUGAAUGAAGGCGUUUGUUUUCUUUCGAGUAGCACAAGAAGUACUAAAGUUCCCAGAUGCUCCUGAAGAUGUCGCUAUGCACAAAAAAAAAAGAUAUUUAUCUGUUUUCAGAGUGGUUACGGAUUAAAUAUACAGUCGGGGAUGAGAAUCUUGGAGCUUCACGCAUUGGUCUGUGGUUUUGCUUACGAUCAGGCUUGAAAGAUGAGCAGCAAACAGAUCUUUAGUACACGUUUAGAGCCUCAGCACAAGCUAGAAGAGUGAUGUUGUCUGUGAUUGGAGCGCGUUGCGAAGCGUCAGCCAAUCACAGCCUCGCAUUUAGGAUUCAACCGUUAAAUCGGUAAUAUUCAGCGUUCGAUGAUUCAGCAUGUUUGGAUUAUCAGCAGUCAACCUUUUAUGUAGGAGAAAUGAGAUUAUAGAGACGGGCUAUUUAAAGAAAAGCACAUUAGAUUUACAAAUAAUGCAUUCCAGUUACGAUUUCUUUAGAAAUAAAAAAAAAUGAGAAGGGAAAAGAAAAAAAAAAGCUUUCUAAGACAGGCUAUGUUAAAUGAAGGCAAUACUAUAAAGACAAUCUUUGUAAAACCAUGUUUACAUUACCGAGGGGUAGAAUAGGUUGAAGAAAAACACCUAGAGAAGUUCUCUCCUAUCUCAAGUCAUAUAAACUGUACUCUGAUGCCUUAAAAACACUGCAGUACCACUACGUUACGGCUGGGUAGGGGGACGUGGGCCUUCGACUGUGUUUUCAAACAUAUUCAGUAGUGACCGCGUUAAUCUUUUUAUAUACGAUGGCGAACACUGUGGCCAGGGAACGAGCGCGAUGAUCCGCUUCAGCCCUCGUUCGCCCAGGUAAAGAUCCUCCCGAUUCGCGUUAAUGUGUCCUCCUGUCGCCCGACGACUUUAGUGCGCUCUCCAAAGAGAUUCAGCCCUGUUAUGUGCACCAAACCCUCCCUCUGGACCGGUACCGGACGUCUCCAGGUCACCCUGAAGCCACUUAGAUGAGUUUGAUGUUCAAAAGUCUGUGGUGUGGCGUUCUUCUUCGUGAGUUUAUGUUCUCCCGCGCUCGUUUAGUUCGGUUUGAUUUAAUUUCAAACCCAUUUUUGGUUCUCACACAGCACGAGUACAUGCCGCCUGUGUGUGUGUGAGUGUGUCUAAUUUAUUAUUUAUCCUUCUAUUAGUAUUUGCUAAUGUGUAUUGUGCGCUGUUAAUGCAGUUAUGACGUGCUGCAUGGUUCAUUUCCGCUAACGAUCUCUAUUUAGUAACGAUUUGCUAUUUCUAAACGUGGUCCUUUUAGAAGUAAAACCAUGGCUUUUAAUUUAUCUGACGUUUCGCACCAUGACCGUGUUUCAAAUGGAAAAAAAAAAAAAGUUUAAAAAGAAAUGGUUGAUACCAAACAAUUAUAAAUAGAUGUUUUUUGGUAAUAUUUUCUGUGGCGAGCGAUUUUCUUUAAUCUUUUCUAGUGACACCUCAUUUGUAAAUCAUUUUUCUAAGAUGUUCCUUUGUCCUCAUGGCAUUUGAUAAUGAAUUUUUUUGCCAGGUUAGCCUGAAAGGCUGCAGUUUAUUGAUAUUUUUAAAAUAACUUUGUACAAACGUGUUAUGUUAAUGGGUAAGAAAACAAAAAGAGGAAAAAGAAAAAAAUCUUUGCCUGCAUAACACUUGAAAUUAAAGUGAGUAAUUCUGUCUUAAAUA
Ctenopharyngodon idella (grass carp) is the source of this 4683-nucleotide messenger RNA. RefSeq names its product sp4 transcription factor (gene sp4). Gene Ontology annotation, molecular function: DNA-binding transcription factor activity, RNA polymerase II-specific; RNA polymerase II cis-regulatory region sequence-specific DNA binding. Lineage: Eukaryota; Metazoa; Chordata; Actinopteri; Cypriniformes; Xenocyprididae. The record is from RefSeq and is a predicted model, not a curated record. Gene Ontology annotation, biological process: regulation of transcription by RNA polymerase II.